AUGCGUAUCGCCUGUCUCCAAUUUGCACCACAGCUCGCCGAGGUUGAUCAAAAUAUCGAGCGAGCGGAUGCCAUCUUGGAACGGGCUGACCCGCAGGACAUUGACCUGCUUGUCCUCCCCGAGCUGGCCUUUUCCGGCUACAACUUCAAAUCGCUCGGUCACAUCUCGCCGCAUCUGGAGCUGACCGAGGCUGGCAUCAGCACAGCAUGGUCACGACAAGCUGCGUUAAAGUACGACUGUGUCGUUGUCACGGGCUACCCAGAGAAGAUAGACCCUGUGGAGUGUUGGCCGUCCGACCCAGAGUACUACAAUUCCGCCAUCAUCGUGGACGGUGAUGGCGACGUCGUCGGAAACUACAGAAAGUCGCACCUGUACUACACCGAUGAAACGUGGGCGCUGGAAGGUCGCCGCGGAUUCUACACUGGCCAGGUCCAAGGGCUGGGCAACAUGGUGCUCGGCAUCUGCAUGGACAUCAACCCUUACAAGUUCGAAGCCCCAUGGGAGGAGUAUGAAUUCUCCAGCCAUGUGCUCAAGACAGGUGCGCGGCUUGUGGUGCUUAGCAUGGCCUGGUGCACCCAUGUGGACCAAGAAGACUUCUUCCACAAGCCCGCUGAACCAGAUAUGGACACCUUGUUGUACUGGAUCACCCGCCUGCAGCCCAUCAUUUCCAUUGACUCGAAUCAAGAGACCAUAAUUGUCUUUGGGAACAGAUGCGGGGCGGAAGGGGACGCCACAUAUGUUGGCACAAGUACUGUCCUCGGCAUCAAGUCCGGCGAAAUCUCGUUGUACGGUAUUCUUGGCCGUGACGAAGAAUCUCUGCUGGUGGUUGAUACAGACGCCUUGCCGUACGCAAAACUGAACCUACAGAACCAGGAGCCUGCUCCGGUGCCAAACCGAGGUGAUGACGCCCGAGAAACACAGGAUCACCACCACGGAGGGCCCUCCGAAGGACGGAGAAAUGAAAACGCUUCAGGAACAAGCACUUUAAACGGCAUGGGGACGAAUCAGACGCCCCCGACUGAUGUGCAGGAGCACACUCUAGACACGAUCAUGAUAACAAGGGGCCCGGAAAGAGAUCCGCAUCAAAACGACUACUGGAUGGAAACAUCACGCCGGCCUCGUGAGCAUCCCACCAGUGGGCCUUUCAGGGUUGAUGGUAGCAGUGUCGGAAUUACGUCCUCUAGUAGCCACGUCAGCUACACCCAGUUCACACAAUCACACGUUGCUGCUCCUGUCACACAGCAACGCGACAUUGAUGAGAUGCGCCCGACAAUGAGUGAAGGCAACUUCAAUAAUAAUCGGUUGGACGAGUUCUCUGACGGCGAUGAAGAAUCACUGCUCUCUGGCUCAUAUUCUGAAAGCGAUGAUGAGUCUGAUGGGCGGCGGCGCCAUGCCGCCAGCACCCAGCGGGGAAACAGGACCCGGGAUGCUGGCAAGCGAUACCCAACCACACAUCGGUCACAAGUCGGGCUGCCGAACGCACACCCAGAGCAAGACAACGCUUCAGAAUCGUCUCUUGUACAAAGGAUAUCGGCCUUUGCCCUUGAGAGUGAAGCCUUGCCAACGUCCACCACGGAAAACUUCAAGGAAGAAGACAUAUAUAAAUAUGUCCGCGGCGAGAACCUGACGUCCGAGCACCAUAUCCGGUACCAUACACAUUUGCUCAAAGAGAGACGGGCUAGACAAGGUCUUCCUGCCGAUGGCGAGGAUGACGAGGAUGACCAAGAAGAAUGCCAAGAGGAGCAAGAGGAAGAUAUUUUUUUGGAAGCGCACAUCGAUCACAACGAGCCGCGCCGAGACCAAAGAAAUGUUACUGCUGUCGAGCCGGAGAGCAUGGAGCUACCCAUCUUGGUGCCCGCCUCUCACAACCGCUUACGCACAGGUCUCGAUGCACAGCCAAACUAUACUUUCGGUAGUGUGGCCCAGACCAGGCAGCCGUUUUGGCAGGACCAUCCGGCUGAGCCAACACCGAUCGCGGACACUCCGAUGAGCCACAUGACACAGUUUUCACAAACACGAACCAGACGACGUCAUGAGAGACAAGCACCUGCGUUUGCCAUGGCAGACUCAACCCAAACAAGACGCCAGUCGCAGGGAAGACACGCGGGAGAACCCGAUACUGGGAUUAAGACAGGAGACUCCCGGGCAGGCGAGAUCAGAAUCGCAAGCAUCCCAGAGCUUGCCAGUAUCGACGACGAUGACCAUGCGGCAUAUAAUGAACGACUGCCAGCGCUGAGCAGGUCCAAGGCCAAGGAAAACUCGGUCCCUCUGCAAGAUCCCUCUCGAAGACCAAAAGCAGCGGCUAGGCAGGUGCCCCCGUUGAGACUGGUGCCUAGAGAGGCGCCAAAGGAGAAGCAAAGGGAGAGGGAGGUCCGUGAGCGGUCACGGCGCACACCGAGACAGACGCCGACUGCUAGGGAGGCGGAAAGGCCCAGACAACGUGAUAGAGAUGACCGUGACAGGGGUCGCAAGACGCCCGUGCCAAUGGUGCUCGUAUAUGAAGGAGAAGGAGAGAACAUGCCACUGCCUCAGAGGCGUUAUUGA
Akanthomyces muscarius is the source of this 2544-nucleotide messenger RNA. RefSeq lists its product as uncharacterized. Gene Ontology annotation, molecular function: protein-N-terminal glutamine amidohydrolase activity; protein-N-terminal asparagine amidohydrolase activity. Bases 1 to 2544 code for a protein of 847 amino acids. The record is from RefSeq and is a predicted model, not a curated record. Gene Ontology annotation, biological process: protein catabolic process. NCBI's taxonomy places the organism in Eukaryota, Fungi, Ascomycota, Sordariomycetes, Hypocreales, Cordycipitaceae. The transcript has 2 exons.